Molecule: messenger RNA, 1217 nt
Organism: Rubroshorea leprosula
Lineage: Eukaryota; Viridiplantae; Streptophyta; Magnoliopsida; Malvales; Dipterocarpaceae
Source: the annotation of a GenBank genome assembly
GGGUAAGAGAUGGAAACAUGAUUUUGUGAACCCUUAAGAAGAUGAAGUUAGUACCAGUAGUGGGUUUUCUAAGAAAAAAGACAUCUGAUUUCUUAGUUUGUGAAAUAUGGCAUGGUUAACAACAUGAAGAAAAAAAAAGGCCUAAGCAUAUUUCAGGAUUCUUUGUGGUGGUUGUCUGUGAAAGCCAACCAUUGGACAUCAUUUAAAUUAAUAAUCACGUUCUAUCUUCUUCUGAUUUGAAAUGUGUGAUUCACAAAAUUUGCUGUUGUUCACUCAUUAUGCUGAUGAAUAAAAUAAUAGUGCUUUGAUUAUGUAUGCUGUCCUUCUUGGAGAGCCAGAGAUAUAUUACCAUCCGUUUUUUUUUAAUUAUUCAUUUCUCUCUUUCAUGUCUCUUUUUCACCAUUCCAUUAAUUCGGUGGUUUAUGUGUAGACAUUUUUUCUUGCUAUUUUGCCUUUUUAAGUCUGUUUAUCUUGCUGUGGAGAUUUUUAUGGAGAACUGCCUUGUUUUGAAUAGGUAAUGCUAAGAGUUGUCUGGGAACUCUUCUUUCAUAGUGAGCUUCAAACAUUUCAAAAGCAAGAUGCUAAUGAUUUACUAACUAUAAGGUCCUGUUUGGUCAGAAGGAGUGACUAUUUGCAAUUCAAUUGGUGGAAGUUGUUAUUAGCAAUCACUUAAUUGUUUCAUCGUAUUAGAAGUAAAUUGAUAGGAGUAGGGAAUAGAUAUUUCUUGUAUAUGUUGAUCUCCUUACAAUGUAGCUUACUUUUGUAGCAUCCUCCAACCAAACAAGCUGAGCUCUAGGGGUUUUUUAUUCUCUACAUUAUGAACAGAAAGGAAGAUACCAUUUUUAACGUGCCUUUUAGCUGACAGACUCAAGCUGCAUAUAUUUGGCUGCUGUUAUGAGAACACCAUUGACAUUCUUUACCCUCAUGUGUUUAAAUGUUGCCUUCUAUUCUUCCUAUUUUCAUUUCUUCUUUAAGCAAAAAAAGUGGGUUUGGUAUUUGCUUGUGAGUAUUAGUUUUGAUCAUGAAAUAACACUUGUUGGUAACUAAUCUAUAAAGCAUACCAUCUUAUGCGUUGAAUAGAAGUAAAAUUUUUGUAGUGGAAGGACUGGAUAAUGUUGUCUUAGGAUGAUACCAUACAUAUGGCUCAUGGUUAUUUUAUCUUGAAGUGUUUCAGGACAUUCUGUUGAUUUUCUAUAGAAUACAUAGUCAUGAGCUAA